Mixia osmundae IAM 14324 is the source of this 951-nucleotide messenger RNA. RefSeq lists its product as uncharacterized. Bases 379 to 852 code for a protein of 157 amino acids. Gene Ontology annotation, molecular function: D-tyrosyl-tRNA(Tyr) deacylase activity. The transcript has 3 exons. Gene Ontology annotation, biological process: tRNA metabolic process. NCBI's taxonomy places the organism in Eukaryota, Fungi, Basidiomycota, Mixiomycetes, Mixiales, Mixiaceae. The record is from RefSeq and is a predicted model, not a curated record. Gene Ontology annotation, cellular component: cytoplasm.
UGGGAGAGGAUCAUCGUGAUCGUAUUGCGAUGAGGUCAGGGUGUGUGAACGAAUGUGUUGAUAUGCGAUGAGAGUGAAGGCUGGAGAGAAAGGAUGACGAUCAACGUCAAUGUAGCCUCGUGUUGGGUAUGAGUGCUUGGGACCUGCCCUGCGAUUUCGUGCUUUGUCUUUGCUCGUACCGUCAAGGUCAAAGCGAGAGAGAGGUUUGCGAGCAGAGAUGGGCAAAGUUGCCGAGAGAGGCACAAACUACAAGGUGGCAGCGCGUCGAGGGAUAGUCGUUCCUCGGCAGGGCAAGACGGACAAAGCAUGCGAUCGCUGGAGCUGGGGCAGUCGCUACAGUCGAUCAUAGUUUGAGGAGAGACGAGGAAGAGCGACUCGAUGCGUGCAGUCAUCCAGCGUGUAAAGAGCGCAUCGGUGAGCGUGGACGGACAGAUCGUGUCAUCGAUUGGCAAGGGCUUGCUCUGCCUGAUUGGUGUAGCAAGGGACGACACGGCGAAAGAUACGGAAUCGAUCGCAAAGUCAAUCUUGAAGCUGCGGCUCUUUCCCGAGACGGCGAGCGAUGAGAGUCCACAGUGGAAGCAGUCUGUCGUAGACAUCAAGGGUGACUUGCUCUGCGUCAGUCAAUUUACGCUCCUUGCUCUGACGUCAAAGGGAGCCAAGCCAGACUUUCACGAUGCUAUGGCACCCAAUGAGGCAAAGACGCUUUAUGAGCAGCUGCUCUUUCGUCUGGGGCAGUCCUACGACGGCAAGAUCGCAGACGGCCGGUUUGGGGCCAUGAUGGACGUCAGCCUGGUCAACUGGGGCCCAGUGACUGUGAGAUUGCGUCCCUUCGCACUCAUCGAAGCGAGUUGACAUACUCGUCGCAGAUCCAGCUGGACAGCAAGGAUGACGGUUCGCCAGCUCGAUCGGCUUUCGAGGAAGCCAAAGCGGCCAAACGGCUCGAAACAGAGC